GAGCCGGCGCGGGAGGAGUUCCAGAGCGAUGGGGCCGCGGCCGGGGCUGACGCUUUGACAGCUGGAAAGAGCGCGGAGCCAGCGCCGGAGAGGGAGGGAGCGCGGCGAGCAGAGCGAGAGAGUGGGCGAGCGCCGGGAGGGGGCCGGGAGCAGGGCAGCUCGGGAGACCGGACGGUAGCGGCGGCGGGCUCGGCGCCCUCUUCUCUGCAGACCAUGUUUGCCAAAGGCAAAGGCUCGGCGGUGCCCUCGGAUGGGCAGGCUCGGGAAAAGUUAGCUUUAUACGUCUACGAAUAUUUACUGCACGUAGGAGCACAGAAAUCUGCACAGACCUUCUUAUCAGAGAUUCGAUGGGAAAAAAACAUCACACUGGGAGAACCACCUGGGUUUCUGCACUCGUGGUGGUGUGUAUUUUGGGACCUUUACUGUGCAGCUCCUGAAAGGAGAGACACUUGUGAACAUUCAAGUGAAGCAAAAGCCUUUCAUGAUUAUAGUGCAGCAGCUGCCCCAAGCCCUGUGCUUGGCAACAUUCCCCCCAAUGACGGGAUGCCUGGAGGCCCCAUCCCGCCUGGUUUCUUUCAGGGUCCUCCGGGGUCACAGCCCUCGCCGCACGCACAGCCUCCACCUCACAAUCCCAGCAGCAUGAUGGGACCCCACAGUCAGCCUUUUAUGUCACCGAGAUACGCAGGCGGCCCCAGGCCCCCGAUCAGAAUGGGAAACCAGCCUCCAGGAGGAGUUCCUGGUACACAGCCAUUGCUGCCCAAUUCCAUGGAUCCCACACGACAACAAGGCCACCCCAACAUGGGAGGAUCAAUGCAGAGAAUGAACCCUCCUCGAGGCAUGGGGCCCAUGGGGCCUGGCCCACAGACUGACCCUUGGUUAUCGUUGCAGAAUUACGGCAGCGGCAUGAGACCACCACCCAACUCCCUCGGCCCCGCCAUGCCUGGGAUUAACAUGGGCCCAGGAGCUGGCAGACCCUGGCCCAAUCCCAACAGUGCUAACUCAAUCCCGUACUCCUCCUCAUCACCUGGUACCUAUGUGGGACCCCCUGGUGGUGGCGGCCCUCCAGGAACCCCCAUCAUGCCUAGUCCUGCGGAUUCAACAAAUUCCAGCGACAACAUCUACACAAUGAUUAAUCCUGUGCCGCCUGGAGGCAGCCGGUCCAACUUCCCUAUGGGUCCUGGCUCGGACGGCCCAAUGGGAGGCAUGGGCGGCAUGGAGCCACACCACAUGAACGGAUCAUUAGGAUCAGGUGACAUAGAUGGACUUCCAAAAAAUUCUCCUAACAACAUAAGUGGCAUUAGCAAUCCUCCAGGCACCCCUCGAGAUGAUGGCGAGCUAGGAGGGAACUUCCUUCACUCCUUCCAGAAUGACAAUUAUUCUCCAAGCAUGACGAUGAGUGUGUGACCCCUCUCCAAGACGCUGAGACUGCAUUGCAGGCCGAAGAUACCAGAAAUUAUGCAAGAAGAAGUGAGGUGUCAAUACCAGGAGCUGGGGGAGGGUGUCUCCUGCUCCCCUCCACCCCUCCCAUCCACUCCCCCUCCUUUCCCGAUUUUAGUUUCAUGCAAUAAAAAGGCCAAACUUUUUAUCCCAUAAAACAUGAAGGACAAAACUAAAAAAUGUAUUUCGAGGCAAUGACCAGAAAAAUCCCACCCGCACCCCUGCCCUAAAGGACCUUUCUGUACGUGACACUUUUUGGUUGUUUUGUUUUUUCGUUUGGGUUUUACCGUUGCUGGGAUUUUUAAAUUUGUUUUCAGGGGGGUUUCUUUGGGGGGAAUUUUUUUUUUUUAAUGGAAGCUUCUAGCAAGCCCUUGCCCCACCCCAGUCAACCUCUUUGCUUUCUUUAAAAAAAUAAAUUAAAAAAAAAAAGGAAAAAGGAUUAAAAAAAAAAAAAGGAAAAAGAAAAAAGGCCCCCCCAAAAAGGGAAGAACCUGCAAGGCCUGCUGUCUGUCCUCAAGCCCGGCCACCAGGAAAGCUAGUCUAGGUGUGUGAUGUCACACUGAUGUAGCCAUCUAAAAAUAAUAAACUGGACAGUUUACAAUUGGUGGUUUCUCUCAAAAGCUGUUUGAGAAAGAAAGGGACAAAGUCAGCCUUUUCCACAUGGGCCUUUGGGGUUGUUCACUGGGCAAGGAGGGGCAGGCACCUGCUCUACUCUGAACCCCUGCCCCAUCCUUGUGGCCAGAGGGCCCAGAGCACCUGAGCAGCCGCAGCCCAGUGGAGACCAUCGCUGUGACCCGGUGCACGCACUGUUCCAGGACUGCUGCCUCUCUCAGGACCUCUCCUGCCUAGCCACUGGGCCUCCAGCCCCUCCUCUGCCAGGACCCACUGCCUCCCAGCAAGAAUCCUGCCCGCUGGGUGGUAGCCCAAGCCCCGUAGCAGAGGACCCAACAGGAUGGCUGCGCCCUGAGACAUGGAACUGACCUCCAUAUUCUGUUCCCCACAGUCCUCACUCCCAUCGUGCGCAUGGGUAGGGUGGGCUGAAGUUGUGAUUUUCUUUUUUCCUCUUUGUUCGUCCUUUUUCAAAGACGGGCUGUUGUUCAGAAUUGCUGUGUUUGCCUGGAACUGGAUGGACAGACUUCAGCAUCGCUGUGGGGGUGGGGGAGCACCAGCAACCAAACAGACGCUGUUUUCGGUCCUGUUUUUAUUUUCAAAAACUACAAACCCGAUGGUGGAGCCUGGCCCCUCCUAGGAGGGGUGACUGGUAGCCGCCCUGGCCUCGCCCCCAUGGCAACCUUUGUGUCUUGCCCUGGAAGACACCGAAUUCUUUGUACAUUUCCACCCUUCCUCGCCGCCCCACCCACCCCUGUAGCUGGUCUUUGUUUUCUUACCUCCCCUUUCUGACCCAUGUAUAUCAUAUUAUGUGAGAUACCAUCUGCCUGAAAAAAGACCUUGUGCGGAUUCUUGGGAACAUUGUAGCUGUUUCUGUGUUUUUUCUUACCUUGUAGUCUGGUUCUGAAUUAUGAGAGGGAAAAAAAAAGUAAUUAUGAUACAUUGUAGUUUGUGUACGAUAUAUGUUGAUAACGUUUUAUUAAAGGGACAUCUUUUUUCCGCA
Molecule: messenger RNA, 3049 nt
Organism: Nannospalax galili (Upper Galilee mountains blind mole rat)
Lineage: Eukaryota; Metazoa; Chordata; Mammalia; Rodentia; Spalacidae
Gene: Ssbp3
Product: single stranded DNA binding protein 3
Exons: 18
Coding region: 214-1404 (396 amino acids)
Biological process (GO): positive regulation of transcription by RNA polymerase II
Cellular component (GO): nucleus
Molecular function (GO): single-stranded DNA binding; protein binding
Source: RefSeq, a predicted model, not a curated record